AGCGGGGCGGGAAGCGGCGGCGGGGCCGGGCGGGCGGUGGGGCCGCCGCGGUGGGGCCGGCGAUGCUGUCGCUGGAUUUUCUGGACGAUGUGCGGCGGAUGAACAAGCGGCAGCUGUACUACCAGGUGCUGAACUUCGGCAUGAUCGUCUCCUCCGCCCUCAUGAUCUGGAAGGGGCUGAUGGUGGUGACGGGCAGCGAGAGCCCCAUCGUGGUGGUGCUGAGUGGGAGUAUGGAGCCUGCGUUUCACAGAGGAGAUCUCCUGUUCCUCACAAACCGAAUUGAAGAUCCAAUCAGAGUGGGAGAAAUUGUGGUCUUUAGGAUAGAAGGAAGGGAAAUUCCUAUAGUUCAUCGCGUCCUGAAGAUUCAUGAGAAGCUGAAGAGUCCUGGUCUGUUGUUUCUUGUAUGGAAGUGGUUCCAGACCUUGUUAUCCAUUUCUGAACCUUUGCCACUGCUUCUCUCCAUUUCAAAAAAGGAUAUAGGGAGUUCAGAACUGCACAGAGCAUUCAAGAUGUAGGCACAUCGUGAGUUCAUGCAGUAUUGUAAUGGUAUUGUUUGUUUUGUUCUGUCCCCCUUUCCUUAUAAUUUCUAAGCUCCAGCUUGCUUCUGACCACUACUGAGUAGAACUGUAUGCUUUAACCCCAAAGUCUCAUUUUGGUGGUAGGAUGGAGCCCAAAACAUUUGUGUAUGAAGCAAGAGAAGCAUCAACAUGAGAGAGGUCAAAAGCAAAGAGGUAGUAGCUGUACCUUUGCUAGAGGUGGCUCAUCCUGCUGGUUCUGUUCUUAAAUUCUGCUGGAAAGCUUGUCUAGGGCCAGAAUUCAUUCUUUUGUUGGCAGUUUUUUCCCAAACUCUCUGCUUUCCACUGCAUUUGACAGGGUUUCCCUUUUUCAUCCUGCUUGAACACGUAGGACACGAUGGCUUCUAAUAUCUUUGUGUUAGUCUCUACAUGCUUUUUCUAGAUCAGCUUUUAAUAAGUUCUUUUACUCCAACUUACCUGGCUGACUUGU
Messenger RNA from Tyto alba (common barn owl), 1005 nucleotides. RefSeq names its product SEC11 homolog A, signal peptidase complex subunit (gene SEC11A). NCBI's taxonomy places the organism in Eukaryota, Metazoa, Chordata, Aves, Strigiformes, Tytonidae. Gene Ontology annotation, cellular component: membrane; signal peptidase complex. The record is from RefSeq and is a predicted model, not a curated record. The transcript has 4 exons. Gene Ontology annotation, molecular function: serine-type endopeptidase activity. The coding region runs from base 63 to 515 and encodes 150 amino acids.